Messenger RNA from Rosa chinensis, 833 nucleotides. RefSeq lists its product as uncharacterized. The coding region runs from base 41 to 541 and encodes 166 amino acids. Lineage: Eukaryota; Viridiplantae; Streptophyta; Magnoliopsida; Rosales; Rosaceae. The record is from RefSeq and is a predicted model, not a curated record. The transcript has 5 exons.
UUUACUGUUUUACUUUUAUUAAUUUCCUUAGUGGAGUUCUAUGGACGAGGUGAUGACGGCUGCCGAUGCGACCUCCGGCAGCGCCGCGACGUCGCCACCGGCAUGGAUCCCUGCCAACCUGGCUCUCAUCUCCGCCUUCCUCGCCUGCGCCGUCGCCCAGUUCCUCAAGCUCUUCACGUCCUGGUAUAAAGAUAGGAGAUGGGAUUCGAAACGAAUGCUGGAUUCCGGAGGAAUGCCGUCGUCGCAUUCGGCGACGGUGACGGCGCUGACGGUGGCCGUUGGGCUAGACCAGGGCACCGGAGGAGCGGCUUUUGCUCUUGCCCUGGUCUUAGCGUUAAUUGUAAUGUAUGAUGCCACAGGAGUGAGACUUCAUGCUGGUCGCCAAGCCGAAUUGCUGAACCAAAUUGUGUGUGAGCUUCCUCCGGAGCAUCCUUUGUCCGCUGUUAGACCCUUGCGUGAUUCGCUUGGACAUACUCCAGUACAGGUUGUUGCUGGUGCUAUUUUGGGAUGCAUAGUAGCAUAUCUAAUGAGGGCUGCUUAGGGGAUCUUUAAAAGAUAUUUGGACUGAUACUUAUUCUUUGAGCUCUAGUCUUAUGGGCUGUUAACUUGUUGUAGUUUUAAAUGGGCAAAGAAAGAGCUAAUGUAAGAUGUAUUCCUCAUUUAUCAAAAGCCUGUAUAUUUGUUUAGGGGCCUUCACCCAGAUACCGGAAACAUUUUAUUUUUUUCCCAAGAAUUGAAUUUUUCUUUUGUGAGGAUGGAUUUGAAAUUUGAACAGUGUUGUGUAUACAGAAAAUUCCUUUACCAAAUAAAAGACAUAGUUGUGAGUCCCUUGA